Messenger RNA from Plodia interpunctella (Indianmeal moth), 1740 nucleotides. RefSeq names its product UDP-glucosyltransferase 2-like. Bases 165 to 1694 code for a protein of 509 amino acids. The record is from RefSeq and is a predicted model, not a curated record. Gene Ontology annotation, molecular function: UDP-glycosyltransferase activity. NCBI's taxonomy places the organism in Eukaryota, Metazoa, Arthropoda, Insecta, Lepidoptera, Pyralidae. The transcript has 10 exons.
AGCAAGUCUUGUCAGUUAAGAUCUUAAAGCCCAACAAGGAGCGCGUACUCAAACGCGUUCUAAAAAAUCGUAGAUUUCUUUUGUUUAUUCGUGAAACGGAAUGUGGUGAAUUUGUGGCCAGUGUUAGUGUUUAGUGUUUUUUUUUAAAGCAACCUUCGCCCACAAUGAGGUCGCUAUUGUUGCUGCUCCCGGCUCUAUCUGCGGUCUGCGGGUACAAGAUUCUGUGCGUGUUUCCAGUGCCGUCUCACAGCCACAACACCCUCGGGAGGGGCGUCGUGAAUGCGCUGUUAAAGGCUGGUCACCAGGUGACGUGGGUGACGCCUUAUCCGUUCAAGAAUGAGGACAAGAAUCUGACGCUGAUCGACUCCGAGACAGCGUCGUAUGGAAAACUUCACAACAUGGCGGACCCGAAACUGGCCAAAGCGGGCCUGUCCUUCGUGAGAGCAUUCUCUGGCAACAUCACACGAGCCACCAUCACCAACAAGAUGCUGAGAGAUGUACUGAUAAACGGACACUUCGACGCUGUGUGUACGGAAUGGUUUUUCUCUCCUCUUGACGCCGGCUUUGCAGCGAUCCUCAAGAUCCCCUGGAUAAUGUUGAACAGUGUCUCAUACAAUUCGAUGCUGGAAGAGAUGUUGGACGAAGUGCGUUCGGUGUCGACAGUGCCAAUGUUUAUGAACGACGCGCCCCUGCCUAUGAGCUUCAAGGACAGGAUCGUCAACACAGCCAUGCAUUUAAUGCUGGUUUUCGGCAACUUCAUGCACAGUUUCUCAGUAGAAGCGGACUACAACACCCUCUACGGCCCACUGGCGGCCGCGCGGGGCGUCACCCUCCCCCCAUUCUCCGAGAUAAAGAACAACAUCUCAAUACUCCUCGUCAACUCCCACCCUUCGGUCGCGGUGACACCUGUCAUGCCAGCGAACGUCAUACAGAUAGCCGGGUAUCAUAUACAGGAGCACGUGCCGCCAUUGCCUGAGGAUUUAAAAUCCAUCAUAGAUAGCUCCCCGUGCGUGGUGUACUUCAGCAUGGGGUCGGUGAUCCAGUCGGCGGAGCUCCCGGCGGAGACGCAGCGCGCGCUGGCGCAGGCGCUGGGCGCGCCGCGCUGCGCCGUGCUCUGGAAGCUGGAGCGCGCGCUGGCGCUGCCUCUGCCGCGCAACGUGCACGUGCGCCCGUGGAUGCCGCAGACCAGCAUCCUGGCCCACCCCAACGUGAAACUGUUCAUAACCCACGGAGGCAUGCUCAGUUCGCUGGAAGCUUUACACUACGGCGUCCCGCUGCUGGCGGUGCCGGUGUUCGGCGACCAGCCCGGCAACGCGGCGCGCGCCGCCCGCGCGGGCUACGCCAGGACAGUGCCCUUCUCUCACGACAUGGGCCCGCUGCUGGAGAACACUCUCAAUGAAAUGCUUGCCAAUGACACAUACUACAAGCGAGCCAAGUACCUUUCGAAGCUGUUCCGUAACCGCGCGGUCCCGGCUUCGAAGUUGAUCUCUCACUACAUUGAGAUUGCCAUUGAAAGCAAAGGGGCCUACCACCUCCGAUCGCCAGCCAAUCUCUACGCGUGGUACGAGAGGUGGAUGCUUGACCAAGUGGCUGCAGUCUUAGCAGUGUUAGCUCUUCUUGUAAUAAUCGUGAAGAAGCUAUUCUCAUUCUUCACAUCGGGGAAGAAGGAGAAGCGGAAAGAGAAGAGAAAUUGAGAUUAUAUUGUUCAUACUUUUUAUUGUUAAUAAAAUGUGUUUUUGA